Messenger RNA from Seminavis robusta, 1881 nucleotides. The record is from the annotation of a GenBank genome assembly. NCBI's taxonomy places the organism in Eukaryota, Bacillariophyta, Bacillariophyceae, Naviculales, Naviculaceae.
AUGACUCUGAAGAUUUCGUCGUUGUUCUGUCGAAUUCUACCGUUGGCUUUGUUGCUGCCAACGGCAUGCCAUGCUCAGAUUCAAAAGUACUUUACCAAUGAGGUGAACGAGCGUGCUGGUCCCUGCCCUGACGAUCCCCUUCAGAUCGGAUACAAGCACAUUAUCGAUGUCAACACCGACCAACAAACUGAAUCGGACCGUGUGGCUGCUGGCCAAGCUCCUCGGACACCCUACGUGUUCCCCUUGUGCAACCGAUUCAAGUAUCUGAUGGAAGAGCGAGUCUUGGAGGUGAUAUUGCCAGAUAUUACGUUUGUCUGUGGGUACAAUGGCACCAAUGUGGAGCUCUGUGUCUUGGAUGGAAACGAAUUUCAAGUCAACGUCGCACCUGGUUCCACCACUACCAAUGCUACCUUUGCAGGAAUUAGUUUCUUCUCCUACACGGGCGUCGCAGUCAAAGCAUAUGGCGAUGUACGGUCGAACAUCCGAUUCAACGAUGUCAAAUUUCAGGGAUUUCAGAAUUCCGCCACGGCCAUCCAUCAAAGUAAUCCUGUCGGUGAUAAACCCAUGAAUGUCUUUGUCGACACGGUCCUUUUCGAAAAUGGUGUUGGACGCCAUCUCAUUGAUAAUGAAGGAGGAACUCUCAUCGUCAACGAUCUUACCAUUGGGGAAGGCGUGAUUGCGGAUUCUGUCAUUCGGACUUCCAAGGCUGGAACUUCAACGCUCAAAACUGCCUCGGCGACGCUUAGUGAUUUGGUGCGCUUUACACAAACAGAAGGGGGCAGCACUCAUACAGUCACGGGGCUUACAGUCACUGAAAUGAACAGUCUCGGGACGGUGCUCUAUGUUACGGAUGGAGGUUCCUAUUUGUCAGCUACCAACGUCAAUGUCAACAAUAUCAGAGUGUUGGAGGCAUAUCGGAAAAAGUUUAUGGAAGACUUUACAGUACAAACUUCACGAAACUUUAAUGUGCUGGUGGCCACAGACCAGGCCACAGCGGAUGGAACUUCCUUCACGGUCAAGGAUUCUGAUGGAGUGGAUCGUGUGUUUAGUGCCAGUAAUGGCGCCGUUGUCAACAUUCAUGACUCGUCAGCCACCAACCUUGUUGGCACAAGUCCACCCGACUUGCUGAGUAACGUUGCCAUGGCUGAGGAUGGAGGCUCGAUGAAUGUCCUGAGGCUUCAAGUGGCAAACGUGGAGUGGUUCAGUACGGUAUUCUGUGCCAUUUGUGGCAGUACCAUUCAGGUGUUGAACUCUUGCGUCGACGGUGGCCGCGUUAGUGCUCCUGCGUUCAAGAGUGCCGAUUCUACCAUUGAUCCUGCCACCAGCAACAACUACAUGAAUGUCGAGGAAUUGACCGCCGACCGUUGUUUCAACAACCAGCAAGCUUCGGUCUUUUCCGAGCAAGACACGGGCGAAGCCUGCUUUAGCGAAACCGGAACGGGAGCUUGCGAGGGACAAUGCAUUGCAGGAUUUGCCGACGCUGGUGAAUGCAUGGUGGAAGGAGGCCCCGCCGCGGCUCAGGUGACCCCCUCCGUUGCGCCCCCGGCACAAGCCAACCCCAGUUGUCCUGCAUCUCCUCCCACACCUGUUCCUACGUUGCCACCUGGCUUUACUGUCAAUGGUAUUCCCCCCGGUGGCGGCGAACCAGUCGUCGAAGAGACUAUUCCACCUGGUAAUCCAGGAGGUGCUCCAUUGGGAGGUGGUACUCCUGGAAGCUCUCCUGGCGGUUCACCGGGUUCGCCUGGAGGCAGUGGCGGCGAUGGAGUGAACAGUGCUGAACCCCCCAGCGGCGAUGGAAGCAGUGCCAAUCAAUAUUUCCAUGCCUUUUCCGUUGCGGGUGCACUGGUUAUGGCCAGGUUGGUACACAGAGUGUUGUUUUAA